AUGUCGGCGGCGGUUCCACUGGCAGGGAGGAUUGCCAAGAACCGCCAGCUGAAGUUGCUGGCCGCCCAAAGUCGUCACUUGACCUCCCGUUUUGGCGACAUCUUUGGCGAUGCGCGCGUUCGCACGAGUCGGCGCAAUGAUCGCCACUUCGAAGGUACUGUCUGCUACCCUCUGAGUGGCUCCUGCACGCUUCGUCUGGCCUCGGAGAUGGCGGGGAGUGCCGCGGAGGCCGCGGAGCGUGUACGCGGAGCCGCACUAGCCCUGUUUUCCUCCAAGGCUGACUUACGUCACAUGCUGCAGGCGGUGGAUUCGGACGUGUUUGUGGAGCUCAACGCGACGCUUCGCAGCAUGGACGCCAAGGCGGUGAUUCACCUGGCGCGGGUAAACGACCGUGCGGCGGACCAGUUCGUGGUGACGGUGACCGCGGAACUUCCACUGAACGACGAAGACGCGGCCACCGAAGUUGGCGCGCGAAGGAGCCACGAAUAUGACAUCGUGAGUGAUAUUGCCAUUGGCCGCGGCAGCGGACGCUGCCCGCGCGACGCGAUGAAGCGGGGGUUUGCCGCGUCACUGGCAGAGCUUGAUGACCACGCCGUAGCGGAGCAUCGCGGGAGGGAGGAGGAGGCUUGGCGUUACUUGCAAAGCGUCCAACGUGACGAACUGCAGCAUGACUGGGAGUCGGUGGGCCUGUCAGCAUUUCUCGCAAACUCGUUAAAUGUCGCGGGUUCAGGUGCAGUGAAGUGGCUGCCGCUUCCUGGCGAGACUGAGACGGUGCGGGUUGCAGUUUUGUCGAGGAUCAAGUCCCAGUCGUUGACGCUCACCGCCGGCGACGCCGCAGGCAACGCAACCCUGCUGACGCUGCCGCUUCCCUCGCCACCGUUGGCCUUUCAACGAGUUCUGGUGGGAGAUGACGAAGGCUCCGCACGGCUGCUGUACGCCUCGGCGCUGGCGUGGCCAGCGAGGUGGGUUGUGAGCUCGGUCCUCAUGCAGCUCUGCACUGUCUUGAACGCGGGCGUGCGUGGCGCCGAGGUACUUCCGUGCGGCUUGCGCGGCGCCACGCUGACCUCGCAGGAGACGUCAUUUUUGUCGCUCCGGUCCUUUGUGGAGGCGCACGGCACGCUCCCUGUCAGGCCUGUGCCCUACUCCCUCGAACGCUGCCUCUUCGUCGUGAACACUCGUCUGGCCGCCUGCUUUGCGAGCCAAAAUGAGGGAGUGCAGCUCGGCGGGAGCGGGAUGCCGCGCAUUUGCCUGGGGGUUGCUCCCACCGAGGCAAAGCCGUUGGGGCAGGGGCCCCGGUUGCGGCUGGAGGUGAAGCCCACGGAGGGCGGGGCGGACACGCAGGCCUAUCGAACGUUUGUAGCCGCAGUGUUGCGUGCGGCGAACGCGGCGACCCGGCGAGGGAGGCCGGCAGCGAAGCUGCAUCCAGCUCCGGCCGUCAACGCCGGUUUACUGGGGCGCCUCUGGGGGCUUCUCGCGACAAUGGAGGCGCUGGCGGGGACGCAGCGUGCUGCUUGCAUGCGUGAAAUUUCUCUUUGGUCCCCGGCCGAGAUGCCUUUUAGUGCGCAUGAGCGGCAGAGUAGGCAACAGCUGUUGGGUUUCGUUGCUCAACUCUUCGCUGCCGACGCGCAGGUUGUGGAGGCCGCCUCGGGUGCAGGGAGUCUCCCCAACGUCUUAACUCUCUCCUCGCCGUCGCUGGAGGUUCAGUCACUGCCGUUGUGCCACGUUCUUGAGGCCCCCGACGUGACAUGCAGGGGCCUCCUGCACGACGUCGCGCCCGACGUUGCUGAGGUGGGGUACGCUGCGCGGGACAUCGACCCACGGAGAACGGUGGAGGCGGCAACCGAGCAGCGGGAGCUGCAGCAGGCUUCCUACUACUGUCCCGAUCUGCUUCUUAUGAUUCAAGAGAUUCGGCUUGAGCUGCGCUUGUCGCAGCGGUCGUUUCCAACGCUGGAGUUCUUUCAGAAGGCCGUUCACGACGUCCCGCAGCGGGUGCAGGAGCUUGCGAUGGGGGUCUACGGCGACGUGCCCGUCUACACCCGUGUUGUGGCGCACUGGGGCCCCAACCUGCGCGUGGAGGUGGAAAGCGAUAUGCAAUCGGUGACGGACAAUAACGGCGUCUACUGUUUCCUCUCGCCCCAACACAACCAUAGCGGGCCUCUGCGGUUGCUUUUGUCCGUUGUCUGCGCCAUGUACGGGCGCGUCUUCCCUCAUCGCACGACAUUUCCGCUUAUUGCGCUCAACUCCCCCACCCGGCGUCGUUCGAUUGACUUUUUGCUGUACUCCUGGUUCAUGGCUUCCCCCCAGAUCCGCUGUUUUGAGAUUGGCACACGCACCGCACGGUUGACGGCGGCCACGGCUGCCAUGGCGAGGCAGCGCUCGGACGCCGCGGAGUUGGCCCUCUCAGGCUCCGUGAGCAACUACAUCAUACGCGCCAUGCUUUUCUACGACUUUUGUGGGCAGCGUGUGCUCUUCGCCGAGACGCACGCCGCCACCCUCUGGAGGGCAGUGAGGCACGUCAACGAGCUGGCCGUCUCACUCAACGUCCCCGAGCAGGACGCUUUCCCGCCGCCGGUGAGGCUGCAGCGUGACUCUCGCGGGUUCAAUAUUACGCCGGGCGGCUUUGACUCGGAGGCUGGACUUCUGCUGAGGGCGCUGGUGGGCGCAACACGCUCCAAUGCGCGUGUGUGUUUCGUGCGCACCAAUGACGCUGCCGCCACUUGGCUGGAGGGCACGGUGGAGGUGCAGGUGCCGCUCCGGCAAAUUCGCUGCGCCGCCUCUGUGACAAGGGCAAGGGGCGUGAUCCCGACCCUUGUGGCGGCGUGCCAUGAGGCGCUACGGGUCGCUGCCGGUGAGGAGGCAGCCGGGGCCGCUCUUCGGUCCGCACAGGACGCCGGGCCCCUCAUUCCGCGCGACAACUUUCCGCACUUUUCGGCUCGCUUCUACACCCCCGUCAACCUCCUGGGCGAGGUGUUGCAGGGCGUGGCCGGCAAGUACCACUGCACCUACACGAUUGACUCCCACACACGGGAGGUGGUUUGCCUGCUGCACGUGGCCGCACUGGCAGGGUACGGCAACGCCGCGCCUGAGCGAGUGCCGUUUCCACUUGGCCUUGGCCGAGGCCGCAACAAGCGAAUCGCCUGGGCCACAGCCGCCGCACAGGCCUUACGGACAAACUUUCCUAGCGUUUUGCAGCAGGUGGAGCGUCACAAGCAACUUUGCGAGCUUCUGCACCGCCCCGACGACUUGUGGCGGCUGGGCUGCUGUGAGGGGUUCACAUUCGCCGUGGCGCGGAACAUGGACGCUCUGAGUGGCGGCGGCGGCUACAAGUGCACUGUUGUGCCUCAAAACCCUUUCCAAUUGCAGGAGGUGAAUGCGACGGCGGCGACCUCUGAUGCGGACCCGCCGAAGGUCCUCCUUGAGCACUGUGCGGAUCGAGGCGUGGAUGCCUACCUUACCGCCGCUGACGCCUUGCUGGAUCGCCUGCGGCAGCAGCGACAGGACCCCACUAGCGUUGCCGUGGCAGAUGACGCCUUCACCUUGUGGGACCCCACCGCCAACUACGGCAAGAGCGCGUGGCACGCCUGCUGCGGGGCGUUGGGCGUUGCGUUUGACGGCAGAGUCUCCUUGCGCUUUGAGGGCGGGCGUGGAGAUGCGUGGGAUCGCGAAAGCGAGGCGCCGCUGCGGGUGCAACUCGUGGUGCGCACUUGGAGCCCCGCCGACAAGCGCGUGCUUGAGACGCCACUCCACACGCUCCACGAGCGACGCAUAAUAGAAUACAGUUGCCUUGCGGGAUUGAAUGAGGAGGGAGGGCCGUCAGCGGAGCACCUGCUUUUUGCCUCGACCCGGCUGCUGGCGGAGGCCACUAGUAAGUACGCGGACGAGCACACCAGAAAGUCGCUGGGGCGGCUGCUAAGGCUUCUGCGGCGACUGAGGGAGGAGGAGCAGUGCUGCGUGCGCCUGAGCGCAAAGCGCCGUUUGGAGUCAUGCGCAGAGUUGACGCUCGGUUGCCAGUGCCGCGUGGUGGUUCGCCAGCUGGCCUGCGGUAUGGUGGCCGCCGAGCUGGGUAUGUGGCUGCCGGGGCAGAGCCGCACCUCACGCGUCCCUGUGGUGCUCUCAGCCUGCAAGGAGCCUACUACGACGAAGGCGCUAAAGCGCCUCGAGGACAAAGUGCGGCGUGUAGUGGACUCCCUCUGGGCCACCAUGCUGCGGCCGUGUGCUCGCUGA
Trypanosoma conorhini is the source of this 4224-nucleotide messenger RNA. RefSeq lists its product as uncharacterized. The transcript has a single exon. NCBI's taxonomy places the organism in Eukaryota, Euglenozoa, Kinetoplastea, Trypanosomatida, Trypanosomatidae. The coding region runs from base 1 to 4224 and encodes 1407 amino acids. The record is from RefSeq and is a predicted model, not a curated record.